UAGACCCGGAAGUAGACGGGCCUCACGGAAGCCGGCUUUGGCCCUGCGGCUGCUGCCGUCGCCGCGGAGAAAUUGUUGGAGCUGGCAGCCUAGGAAUGAAUCUCUUCUCAGCCUCCAAGCUCACCUGGUCAGAAUCCUUGGAUGAACCUGUGGGACCCUUCCUUCUAGCCCUGUGGUUUGGAACCAGUGGCUUUGGGACUGUGAGAGGAUGGACAAAGAUUCUCAGGGGCAGCUAGAUUCAUCCCUGAUGGCAUCAGGCACUGCCAGCCGCUCAGAGGAUGAGGAGUCACUGGCAGGGCAGAAGCGGGCCUCCUCACAGGCUUUGGGCACCAUCCCUAAACGGAGAAGCUCCUCCAGGUUCAUCAAGAGAAAGAAGUUUGACGAUGAGCUGGUGGAGAGCAGCCUGGCUAAGUCCUCUACCCGGGCAAAGGGGGCCAGUGGCGUGGAACCAGGGCGCUGUUCGGGGAGUGAACCAUCCUCCAGUGAGAAGAAGAAGGUGUCCAAGGCCCCCAGCACCCCUGUGCCGCCCAGCCCAGCCCCAGCCCCUGGGCUCACCAAACGUGUGAAGAAGAGCAAACAGCCACUCCAGGUGACCAAGGAUCUGGGCCGCUGGAAGCCUGCGGACGACCUCCUGCUCAUCAAUGCCGUGUUGCAGACCAAUGACCUGACAUCUGUCCAUCUGGGUGUGAAGUUCAGCUGCCGCUUCACCCUGCGGGAAGUCCAGGAGCGCUGGUACGCCCUGCUCUACGAUCCUGUCAUCUCCAAGCUGGCCUGCCAGGCCAUGAGACAACUGCACCCAGAGGCCAUUGCUGCCAUCCAGAGCAAGGCCCUGUUUAGCAAGGCUGAAGAGCAGCUGCUGAGCAAAGUGGGAUCGACCAGCCAGCCCACCUUGGAGACCUUCCAGGACCUGCUGCACAGACACCCUGAUGCCUUCUACCUGGCCCGUACUGCCAAGGCUCUGCAGGCCCAUUGGCAGCUCAUGAAGCAGUAUUACCUGUUGGAGGACCAGACAGUGCAGCCGCUGCCCAAGGGGGACCAAGUGCUGAAUUUCUCCGACGCAGAGGACUUGAUUGAUGACAGUAAGCUCAAGGACAUGCGAGAUGAAGUCCUAGAACAUGAGCUGACAGUGGCUGACCGGCGCCAGAAACGAGAGAUUCGGCAGCUGGAACAGGAACUGCAUAAGUGGCAGGUGCUAGUAGAUAGCAUCACAGGCAUGAGCUCUCCGGACUUUGACAACCAGACCCUGGCAGUGCUGCGGGGCCGCAUGGUGCGGUACCUGAUGCGCUCGAGAGAGAUCACCCUAGGCAGAGCAACCAAGGAUAACCAGAUUGACGUGGACCUGUCUCUGGAGGGUCCGGCCUGGAAGAUCUCCCGGAAGCAAGGUGUCAUCAAGCUGAAGAACAACGGUGAUUUCUUCAUUGCCAAUGAGGGCCGGCGGCCCAUCUACAUCGAUGGACGACCUGUGCUGUGUGGCUCCAAAUGGCGCCUUAGCAAUAACUCCGUGGUGGAGAUUGCCAGCCUGCGAUUCGUCUUCCUCAUCAACCAGGACCUCAUUGCCCUUAUUCGGGCCGAGGCUGCCAAGAUCACGCCACAGUGAGAAGUGGUGGCAGGACCCAUGGGCUCUCUCUGGCCUCAGUUUCCCCUGCCCUCCCAGACCCCUGGAGCUGGCAAGUGAGGCUCCUGGAAAAACCAGAGGGGGCUGUGGGAGACUCAGCUCCUGGCCCCUUGAUCUGAGCCUCUGUGGGAGGGCGGGGCUGGCCCUGGGGAAGCCCCUAGAGGCUGGGACCCUCAGGCUGCCUUAGUGCCAGAGCCCCUCCCCUUCUCUCUCUGCAGAGGCUCCUAUCCUUUCCCCCAGAUUCCCACCUUUGCUCCGUGUCUCCAGCUGAUUAGCUUCAGACUUUUCCUUUAUUAUUUUUCUUUUGUAAAUACAAAGCACUGAGUUCC
Messenger RNA from Physeter macrocephalus (sperm whale), 1944 nucleotides. RefSeq names its product microspherule protein 1 (gene MCRS1). The record is from RefSeq and is a predicted model, not a curated record. The coding region runs from base 209 to 1597 and encodes 462 amino acids. Gene Ontology annotation, cellular component: Ino80 complex; MLL1 complex; NSL complex. Gene Ontology annotation, molecular function: protein binding; G-quadruplex RNA binding. Lineage: Eukaryota; Metazoa; Chordata; Mammalia; Artiodactyla; Physeteridae. Gene Ontology annotation, biological process: positive regulation of transcription by RNA polymerase II. The transcript has 15 exons.